This is a messenger RNA of Odobenus rosmarus divergens (Pacific walrus), 1338 nucleotides long. RefSeq names its product PIH1 domain containing 2 (gene PIH1D2). Bases 85 to 1026 code for a protein of 313 amino acids. The transcript is spliced from 6 exons. Lineage: Eukaryota; Metazoa; Chordata; Mammalia; Carnivora; Odobenidae. The record is from RefSeq and is a predicted model, not a curated record. Gene Ontology annotation, cellular component: R2TP complex; ribonucleoprotein complex; cytoplasm. Gene Ontology annotation, biological process: box C/D snoRNP assembly; rRNA processing.
CCCGGUCCGGUUACCCUAGUAACAGGCGUCGCGGUUUGUCAAGGAACCGAGAGAAGAGACUCAAGAGACCUGUUUACCUCAAUCAUGGAGUCUUCCUCAAAGGGUCUGCUCACUCAGGUUACUCAGUUCUGGAACCUCCUCGAUGAUCUGGCUGAAACUAAUCCUGAGAGCUACGAGAAGUUCAUUCAACAGCAGCUGAAAGAAGGGAAACAGCUCUGUGCCACCCCAGAACCACAGCUCUGUCUACAAACCAGGAUCCUGAAACCAAAGGAAAAAGUACUUUUUAUUAACCUGUGUCAGUGGAAAAGGAUCCCAGCUCCCCAGUCAACCACUCAUCCAGUACCUCUAAGUGUUGGCAGACCAGAAGAUAUGUCUGAGACAUCAGAUGUUUAUACAGUCAUCGAUGUUGCCUACAAUCCUGAUGUUCUCCAGGCAGCAGAAAAGGACCAAGUGAAAAAAGAUCAAUUAAUACGGAUGACCAUGAAAUGCAUUGAGGAACAAUUCCAGUUCACUCUCUCAUACUCUUACAGUAUCACUAAAUUUAGAAUAAAAGGAAGCAUUCAAAGGAUGAAACAAAAUCUGAUGGGAAUGCAAGCUGACCCCACAGAUUUAAGAGAGAAAAUGAGAAAGGAACUAACCCCUGAACAGAUAAGUAGGACUGUGAGCAAUUCAGAUCACUUUCAGCUUUUAUUGCCAAAAGGUGAAGUUUCAAGCAAAACAAGGUGUCUGAUUGAGGAGAUUUCCAGUACAGAGAUCCAGGUAGAGAUGAAGGAACCAGCCUAUGAAUUAAAAAUUGUGGCUGACCAGAAUGAGAAACCUCUGGAAAUUGAAAUAAAAGUUGAAUUACCUGGUAUUAAUUCAGUAUCUCUCUGUGAUCUUAGUGUUUCUGAGGAUGAUUUAUUGAUUGAGGUCUCUGAGAAGUACAGAUUACAUCUGAAUCUUCCAGAAUCUGUGGAUACUGAAAUGACUACAGCCAGAUUUAUCAAAGAGAAAACUACCUUAAUCGUCACAAUGCCAUUGGUAUAAGUCAAGAGCAUCAUCUGCUUUGGGUUUUCAGUGAUAAAGGCAUGUGAAUGAUAGGACCUUCAUUAUGGGUGAAGAGGUAGUGGUUUACCUUAAACACUAGUAUUUUCUAAGAGUUCUUUUUGAUGGAAUGAGAUUUUCUCAUCAACUUAAUGUUUUAUCUUUUAACUUUCUCCUCAGACUUGGCUAGAAGCAGAAACUAUUAAAAACGGUAUUGCCAUGAUAUACUUGUUUUGAAGCUAUUUCUAAUGGUCUUAAAGUAACAAACUGUCAUUUGGGAAAAUUCUGUUUCCAAGUAAAUUGUGAAAAUUCUUG